Molecule: messenger RNA, 745 nt
Organism: Periophthalmus magnuspinnatus
Lineage: Eukaryota; Metazoa; Chordata; Actinopteri; Gobiiformes; Gobiidae
Gene: jpt1a
Product: Jupiter microtubule associated homolog 1a
Exons: 5
Coding region: 109-546 (145 amino acids)
Cellular component (GO): nucleus
Source: RefSeq, a predicted model, not a curated record
CCGCCUCACGCGGACAUCCCAGACGCGCAGGGCCAGAACAAGAGAGUGAUGGUGAGGAGCAGGUGAAGAGCAGACACGAGAAGAGAGAGAAACACGAGUCUGUGCGAGAUGACGACGACAACCACGUUUAAAGGGAUGGAGCCCGGCGCGAAAAGCAGCUCCAGGGUUCUGCGUCCUCCCGGUGGCGGAUCCAACAUAUCCUUUGGUAACGAAGAGGAGAAACCCGUCCGAGUAAACAAGAUGGCCUCCAGUGUGUUCGCCGAACCCGAGGACCCCUACGCCAACCGCAGGAACAACCCACCAGGUGGGGAGCCCACUGGUGUCCUCUGUGGAGAGUCCUCAGCUCCACUGAGAAGAAGAGACCAGUCCACCACCAACUCGGCUGCAGCUGGAGAGGAGCAGCCCUGUGCUGAUCCUGAGCAUGGUGCUAACGCUGAGCUGUGCCCCGAGCAGCCGCAGGCAGAAGCGUCUCCGGCCGAGGAGCCCGGAGCCCCGUCGGGACGCAGGAACCCUCCAGGCGGCAAAUCCAGCCUUAUUCUGGGAUGAAAACCUCACAGCCUUUUGUUACCUCCGUCCACACGUCGCUUCAUUACCGUGUUCAUCGUGUCUGUAGUUAUCUGCCGAGGUCCUGGAAUAGUGAAAUCCUCGUUUACAUCCUGAAGUGCAUUAUCCGACGCCUCUUAUGAUAACGGUUUUUCUACUGAUUCGUUUCUUGUUCAGUUUAAAGCACUUUAUGUCUGUCUUU